Molecule: messenger RNA, 3446 nt
Organism: Oncorhynchus mykiss (rainbow trout)
Lineage: Eukaryota; Metazoa; Chordata; Actinopteri; Salmoniformes; Salmonidae
Source: RefSeq, a predicted model, not a curated record
GUAGGCAAACAGGUUUGGGUCGUCCUGUUCAUGACAGCGCACUACAGAUUCGCGGGGAGGCUAGCUAUCGUACUGUUAGUUCUCGGAGUCUGAGGGCGUCUCUGAAAGGAUUUACCAUGUGUAUUUGAUCGUAGAGGAUAUGGCGCAUUUAAACAGAAGGACUAUUUUGACUGCUGCGUUUUGACUGGAUUGCUAGCCAGCUAACUAGCUUUAGCUAAAUGCAUUGUAUUUGCUUCUAGCUAACUUGAGAUAGCAAACGUUACGUCGUGUUGCUAUCGAAACACAUAGCCCGCAAGAAGUUGUGGAUUUAACUCUACGUUAGUUAACCAUGCAAUUAUUGCAUGCCAAUCAGGAGUGGCUUGCUUAGUUAUACUGUCUCAUGUUUUUCUACAACGUUUGCCCUCUAACCGAUUUGGCAACACUCGCUAGGCCAAGUCUUAUCAAUUUGUGUAUUUUAAUUUGCACGUGGUAAACGCUAUCCUCUAGGUAACUACCAACAACUUGGUUGUUAAAUGUCGGAGAAUAGUUCGAACUCGUCGGGCUCAGAUGAAGAUGUGGAUCCCGAAUCUGGGCAGCCUGUUGAACUCGGUGGCGUCCUAAGCAAGUGGACCAACUACAUUCACGGAUGGCAGGACCGGUGGGUAGUGUUGAAGAACAACACUCUGAGCUACUAUAAAUCAGAGGAUGAGCGGGAGUACGGCUGCAGGGGCUCUCUGUGUCUCAGCAAAGCUAUCAUCACUCCCCACGAGUUUGACGAGUGUCGUUUUGACAUCAGUGUGAACGACAGUGUGUGGUACCUACGGGCAGAGGACCCAGAGCACCGGCUCCAAUGGAUUGACUCCAUCGAACUACACAAGGCGGAGUCGGGGUAUGGUUCAGAGUCCAGUCUGAGGCGUCAUGGCUCCAUGCUGUCUCUCACCUCUGCUGCCAGCGGCUUCUCUGCCACCUCCACUUCCUCCUUCAAGGGCCACAGCCUGCCGGAGAAGCUGGCGGAGAUGGAGACGUUCAGAGACAUCCUCUGCAGACAGGUGGACACACUGCAGAAGUACUUUGAUAGCUGCGCAGAUGGCGUCUCCAAGGACGAGUUCCAGAGAGACAGAGUGGUGGAGGAGGAUGAAGACGACUUUCCCUCGAGCACACGGCCCGAUGGCGACUGCCUUUACAACAACAACGGCAGCAAAGAGAAGCUGUUUCCCGCUGCUAAUCCUAAGGGCAUGAAUGGGAUCGACUUUAAGGGUGAGGCCAUCACGUUUAAGGCCACUACAGCUGGGAUCCUGUCCACCCUCUCCCACUGCAUCGAACUCAUGGUGAAGAGAGAAGACAGCUGGCAGAAGAGACUUGACAAGGAGCUGGAGAAGAGGAGGAGGGUGGAGGAUGCCUACAAGUCGGCCUUGAGUGAACUGAAGAAGAAAUCUCACUAUGGAGGCCCCGACUACGAGGAGGGUCCUAAUAGCCUCAUAAAGGAGGAUGAGUUCUUUGAUGCGGUGGAAGCUGCCCUGGACAGACAAGACAAGAUAGAGGAGCAGUGUCAGUCAGACAAGGUGAGGAAACCCAGACUGACCCCAGUUCCUCCUGGAGACACAUACUCCACCAUCGGAACCCACCGCUUUGCCGAACAGCCCCAUAGCUACUUUUCCCUGUUCUCCGCCGCGCUUGUCAGUGCCUCAGAUGUUCACAGAUUCAGCAUGCAGGUGGAGGAGGUGGUCCAGAAUCACAUGACAUACUCCCUGCAGGACAUGGGUGGAGACGCCAACUGGCAGCUGGUAGUGGAGGAGGGUGAGAUGAAGGUGUACAGGAGAGAGGUGGAGGAGAACGGCAUCGUCCUGGACCCUCUGAAGGCCACCCAUGCAGUGAAGGGUGUGACAGGACACGAGUUAUGCCACUACUUCUGGGACACGGACGUACGCAACGACUGGGAGACCACUAUUGAAAACUUCAACGUGGUGGAGACGCUCUCAGACAAUGCUGUUAUAGUCUACCAGACACACAAGAGAGUAUGGCCAGCCUCUCAGAGGGACGUUCUCUACCUAUCCGCUAUCAGGAAGAUCCUGGCAACCAAUGAAAGUGACCCAGACACGUGGCUGGUCUGCAACUUCUCUGUGGAUCAUAACAACGCUCAGCCCACCAACCGGUGUGUCCGUGCGAAAAUCAACGUGGCCAUGAUCUGCCAGACCCUUGUGAGCCCUCCAGAGGGCAACAAAGAGAUCAGCAGGGACAACAUCCUCUGUAAGAUCACCUACGUGGCCAACGUGAAUCCUGGAGGCUGGGCCCCUGCCUCAGUCCUCAGAGCUGUGGCCAAGAGGGAGUACCCCAAGUUCCUCAAACGCUUCACCGGCUACGUCCAGGAGAAGACCAGUGGGAAACCCAUCCUCUUUUAAACCUCUACAGGCGGGAACACAUUUAAUCCUGAAGAGACAUGGCUACAUUUAUGAUCAUUCAAGGGGCUCCCACAGACUACAUUACCCAUUAAUCCGUCUACCAGAAUGGCUCCAAACUAUAUAACCCAUGAUGAAAUAUCUGUAUCAAAUGACUAGAAACUGGUUUAGGGCUUUAUUCUACCAGUAGUUGCUAGCCACCUGAGACAAAAACAACCAAACUGUCCAUGUAUUUGUAUAUAAAUUCAAGAAUUUCUAUGGCAAUAUUUUGAAUCAAUUGAACCAAUUAUUUGCUUUUUGUAAAUUUGUUUUGUACAUUUCCAAUUAUACUUUGUUUGCAUUAACCACUGUUUUCAUGCUGCUAAUUUUACUACAAAAAGAAUGCAAGUAGACAGACGGAGAGUAGUGUGUUGAGUUUGGCUAGCCUUCGUCUUGUCCUCUCCUAGUGACGACCUGCCCUGGAGUCUAAAGCUUUGUACACCAUUAUACAGUAGCUGUAAAGGAUCGUACGGAGACAUUAGUUUACCAGUGUAUGUAAAGUAAAGGAUGUUGGCAAACUGGAAUUGGAAGAACUACAUAACUCGCCUGUUUUCAAAGUAAGGUGACCUUUAUGACAACCAACUGAAUGUAUGGAUGUCAUUUGUUGAAUGUACCUACCACAGCAUUGGGUGUUCAAAUGGACCUCUUCAUUCGCUUCAACGGCUGAGGAGAUGGGGUGGCCAUAUUUUUUCACAUCCCUCGUUAACCUGUCAUGCCUUAAACACCAGGAUGAGCCCUGGAAGAAGUCUGUUACAGUAUCAUACGACCAGAGACACUACACUGGGGUCAGCAUUUCACAGGAUUUCUUACCUCAUUUUUGUCAGAAUCCUCCACUCAGCUUGAGGGGUCAUAGAAUCCAUGGGGAAACAACAUUGCCAUGAUGAUCAGAGGAGUGACAUCAGCUGAAGAAUGCAUUAAGCCUUUAAUUUUGUCUGAGGAAUUGACACGCUUUGUAUAUUUCUGUUGUACGUCUGAAGUGUUAUCAUUUGGGCAAUGUUCUGUAAAUUAAAAUUGUUACGCUACACAAAUGAA